GAAGUGAGGAAGGAGCUGAGGGCCAGAAGUGACGUGAUCCCGGUGCCUCCCGCUCUAACAGUUGCCAGCCUAAAGCAAAAUGGCGCCCCUGGACCUGGAGAAGUACGUGGAAAUCGCCCGGCAGUGCAAGUAUUUACCGGAGAAUGACUUGAAGCGCUUAUGUGAUUAUGUGUGUGAUCUGCUGCUGGAAGAGUCAAAUGUUCAGCCCGUAUCUACUCCAGUUACAGUCUGCGGAGAUAUACAUGGACAGUUUUAUGAUCUAUGUGAGCUGUUUAGAACCGGAGGCCAAGUCCCUGACACCAAUUACAUAUUUAUGGGAGACUUUGUAGACCGAGGAUAUUACAGCCUGGAAACGUUCACCUACCUUCUUGCUCUGAAAGCCAAGUGGCCCGACCGCAUUACACUGCUGAGAGGGAAUCACGAGAGUAGACAAAUCACACAAGUAUACGGAUUCUACGAUGAGUGCCAAACAAAAUAUGGAAAUGCCAACGCAUGGCGGUACUGUACCAAGGUGUUUGAUAUGCUGACAGUGGCAGCUUUAAUAGAUGAGCAGAUUCUCUGUGUACAUGGUGGGCUGUCCCCAGACAUAAAGACUUUGGAUCAGAUCCGGACCAUUGAACGUAAUCAAGAAAUCCCUCACAAAGGAGCAUUCUGUGACUUGGUAUGGUCAGACCCAGAGGACGUGGACACUUGGGCUAUCAGCCCCAGAGGGGCAGGUUGGCUGUUUGGUGCAAAGGUCACCAAUGAGUUUGUGCACAUAAAUAACCUGAAACUUAUCUGUCGAGCGCAUCAGCUAGUGCACGAGGGCUACAAGUUUAUGUUCGACGAGAAGCUGGUAACCGUCUGGUCUGCCCCAAACUACUGCUACAGGUGCGGCAACAUUGCGUCCAUUAUGGUUUUCAAGGAUGUGAACACACGGGAGCCAAAACUGUUUCGUGCGGUCCCAGAUUCGGAACGAGUGAUCCCACCCAGAACCACCACACCGUACUUCCUCUGAAGCCUCUCCACCUGUUGUGUACUGUGCUGGAAACUUUUUUUUAUUUUAUUUUUUGUCUGUUUUAAGCACUUUGCUGCUGAAAUGCUGCAUCUUGCCUUUCUUUUAACUUAUCGAACAUGAAGUGAAUGUGUGUAUUUUUAUUUUAUUUUUUUCCUUGAGCAAUUGUACUGCUAAUUGAGCACCUACUAGUAGACAGUAAAGCUUUCUCCACUUCCCUUCUUAGUUUUGGUUAGGCCUUAAAGGGGUUGUCCCAUGACUAAUGUAAAAAAUGAAAAUCGGACAUCAAAGUACAUGAGGAUCUCUUUUCUAACAGAAGCAGCCCUGCACCUCACAUGGAUCCAGAGAUCUCCCCAUUCACUCAUCUGUAGAUCUAUAUCAAGCUGGCAGCUGUUUUGCUGGUGAAGCUAAAGGGGCGCGGAAAAGCACAAACAGCAGGUGGUGCUAUACAGAUAUAUUUUGAGUCUGUGGCUAGGCUAGAUUUUUAUUUACUUACAAAAGUAUUCAGAUUCAGGUGCUGGUUUGAAAACGGUAGAAUAUUUUUCAUGGGAAAACCCCUUUAAAGGGUUUGUCACCCCAAUUUUCGCUAUUAAGCAGGCUGACAUAGAUGUGAAAAA
Messenger RNA from Bufo gargarizans (Asiatic toad), 1611 nucleotides. RefSeq names its product protein phosphatase 6 catalytic subunit (gene PPP6C). Gene Ontology annotation, cellular component: cytoplasm. Gene Ontology annotation, molecular function: protein serine/threonine phosphatase activity. The record is from RefSeq and is a predicted model, not a curated record. The coding region runs from base 80 to 997 and encodes 305 amino acids. Gene Ontology annotation, biological process: peptidyl-serine dephosphorylation; G1/S transition of mitotic cell cycle. Lineage: Eukaryota; Metazoa; Chordata; Amphibia; Anura; Bufonidae. The transcript is spliced from 7 exons.